AUGUAUAGAGGUAGAAACGCCGCCUUGAACAAUAGGAGCAAACACGAAUCUGCAAAAUACUAUGAUGAAAAAAACGCUCAGGGAGACAAGGGCAUGCACGUAAACAUCUCUUAUCAUGUUAGAAAAUUAUUUAGUUAUUGCGACGCCGACAUACUAAGGAUAGAACACAACUUAAUAAUAUAUAACAGUUUAAUAGAGAAUAUAAAAAAAAAUGCGAAUAAAAUUGUAAAAAAAGAGGUGGAAAAAAUAAUCAGGGAAAAGGAAAAAAAUGAUAAUUAUUCUCUAGCAGAAAUGAAGGAAGAAGAAUAUAAGAUAAGCAACUUUGACUUGAAAAAAGUUGAAUUGGACUUCAAAUUCAUCGAAUGUAGUCUAUGCUUCGAGUUAAUAAAAUUUGUGUGCAUACAAGAAUGCAACCAUACUUAUUGCUUUCUAUGUUUUUAUCGUCUCCUGUACAUGCAAAAAAAGGAGAAGGAUGAGAAUGAGGAGAAUAACAGAGGGGCCAAUGCCCCUCGUUACAACACCACCAGUAGCAAUAGUGCGUACACAAAUUAUGUAAAUAAUCGUAAUCGUGUAGGAAAUAGAAAUAACUAUGGGUACCCCGAUGAGUAUGGAGGCAGGAGGGGAGGCGCAAGUGGAAUAGGAGGAGGAGGAUCAUUUGUCGAUAUGACCAGACCGACGAGUGACCAACGAAGGGAUGGAAAGGAAGAGAAAUAUAACUAUGAAUUUGAUAAGGAUACAAUGAAAUGCCCAUUCUGUAAAGAAAGAAAUGGGUACAUAUUUUUUUGUUUAAAUAAUUUCUAUACGUAUUUUACUUAUGACAAUUUAUUGCACACUCUGCUUGAAAAGGAAGACCACGAGCGGUGCGUCAGUUACGAAUCAUCUCAGUUUGGGGAGCUGAAUGGAAGUAGCUAUCACAAAAGGGAGGACCUCACAGGGAAAUGUGCACAGGGAGGCUCCACCCCCUUGACUGAGUCCUCACGUAGUAUUAUUUCAAUCAACAGGGCCACUCUAUGUGCACAGGAAAAGGUGGAAGAAGAAGAAUUUAGGGGGGAACCCCCCGCAGUGAAUCUAGGCCAACCUCCCCCAAAGGUGGGUAGCCAAAAGGGAAUGAAUUCAUUUUCUGUUACAGAAAAAGGAAUUGAUGGAUACCUCCCCAGUAAAGAACAAAUAAGCUCUAUGAGCAAAAGUGAUAUCAAGAAGGUGUUUUCAUCUCCCUAUGAUGACGUGAUAAUUUUACGAAAUAUUUUAAAAAAAAACGACGACAAUAAUGCUAAUGAAGGAAAUAGCAGCGCAGUCAAAAAAGGUGAAAACAUGUAUUUGUUUUUUUAUUACGAUAAGUAUAUUAAAAGGAAAAGAGAAAAAAUAAGAUACCUCUUAAACGGAGGAGUGAACACAGAAAAGAAGUAUGCAUUAUAUGGAAAAAUAUUUGUAGACACAGAAAGGAAAGUGUUCUUCGAAUAUUUUUACAUUUACAGUUUGUCAACCCUGUUGACAAGUUACGUCUGUCUGCUUUCCCCCUGUAUCGACUACUGGACCCAAAUCCUAAGUAAAAAGGUCGAAAAAUUUAAACAAAAUCAUGGUACAGAUAAGUACUUUGAAACCAUUUACGUAAAAAACGAAAGAGAAAUUUUGCGAAAAAAAAACGACUCCAUAUAUGAUAAGUAUCAACAAUAUGGAAGCAAAUUAUUUCGCAUAAAAGAUGAAGAAUCUGUUUUGUCUGAUGACUAUUUUCGAGCUGUAGAUCUGUUUACCAAGACUUGCUUUACCAAUUUGGAUAACAUAAAUAAUAUUAAUUCUUUGAAAAAUUAUUGCCACAGGAAAUUAAACGACUUGUGCAGACACAUGAAUGAACAUGGAAAGACUUAUUGUGAUAUCUGCGUUGGCAACAGCGAUAAUAUAUUCCUUUUCGAGUAUAAUAUAUUUUUUAAAAGGUUUAUAAAAAUGCACGUUGAAAAUGGGGAGAAAAUUGGGGAGAAUAAAUUUAAAAUAAGGCACAUUUAUUGCCACUUCUGUGGGUUCUACCUCUACGAUUUUGAUACGUUCAUGAAUCACAUUAACAAGUACCACUUUUUCUGCAAAUUCUGCUUUAAUAAGAGGCCCAGUGAUAGCAAGGAAGCGCCCAAGGGAGACUUGGAGGAAGAUGUGGUCUACUAUGAUCAGCUGCACACUCAUGUCUAUAGGGACUACGAGAAUCUGUUCGAGCACUACAAGAAGAAGCAUCACCCAUGCCUAUACGAGCAGUGCAUCUUCGUCGUCUUUGACAAUAAGAUCGAUUUGUGCUUCCACCUUGCGGAGAAGCACGAGGAGAAGGGAAACCACAAGAGGAAUAAGAUAACUUUUUCCAUUGCAGGGGCUUCGUACAACGAGAUAAGAAGUAGUGCGCAUAACGGGACAAGUGGUUACAACGCGGGGGCAAGCAGUUACAACACAGGCGCGAGCAGUUACAACGCAGGGGCGAGCAGCCUCCACAACCAACGCCUCGACGAAGAAGACCUGGCCGCAGGGAGCCAGGAACCUUUUGACGUAAACAGACACAAGUGCAUAUACAACUUUAAAAAUUUCCAUGACGCAUGGUACUUUGACUACUUCAUCGAAUGUAAAGUGAAGGAUUUUUUAAAUUACUUUGGAAGCAGUGAAAAAAUAUUUUUCCUGUACAUGGCCAAAAGAGAUAUGGAGAUUAUUUUGAAAAUAUUUGAAACACUGUCCAGUAAAAAAUCAGAAUUGUAUUUUACGCAGGAGGAGAUAGUACAACUGAACAAGACGAUAAUUGAAGAGGAUUUUCCCGAGGAUCGAAACAACUUUUUUCAUUUUAAAAUAUUUUUUGAUUAUAUAGUGGAAAAAAUAGAUUACUUAUCUUAUAAUAAGGAAGACUUGGAAAAGAAUUAUCUGUACCUCUUUUUUAACAUCAUAAUUAAUAGAUCUUUCAUUUUGUAUUAUUCUUUUUUUUAUCUCUUCUUGAAGUCGAAGCACGUGCGCCUUGAGAAGGUGAUUGAAUUUGUAAGCACCACGGCGAUGCCUAUUCCUAGUGGUGGGCGUAGUUCUAGGGGGGGCACGAAUAGCGGAACCAAGGACUACCCCGGUAACAGUGUGAAUAUGGACAAAACGAAGCAAAUUUACCAUUGCUCGCAUGAAAUGACGCAAGUGAAGAAGCGGAUAGAGGCGGAAGCGAGUUGUGGGCCCAUCGAACUGAGCAAAUACGGGUUCUUAUAUUUGGUCUUUUUAUUUUUUAAAGUUGAAAAGCAUGGAUUUGAUAAGGUGUUCUCCCUAGUGCGGAAUAUUUCACACUUGUGUAGCCAGACGUACAGUCAGGUGGAGAAAGGAACAAAGAAAGGGGACACAUUAUCCGGACGGGAUGCCUACAGUGGGGGAACCUCCAAGUCCAGUACGUUAAUAAAUAAUUCAUGUGUUGCCAAUAAAAGUAAUAAGAGCGUCAACAGUAACAACAGUAGUAACAUUCUAAUAGCGUUGUCUACAAGCCGAGGUGACAAGGCAAAGGGAGAGGUGCGAAAUGGGAAUACCUUGCUAGGUGCAAUUAACAUGAGAAGUAGCAACGAAUUGAGCAACCUGGAAGAUAUCAGCCAAUUAAUUAAAAAGACCAUGAAGAAGAAAAACCCCAAUAACAACAUAAUAAAUAAUCUGUAUGAUAAAAAAUGGGAUAUUUGUAAAAAAGUGGUUCUGGAUUUGUUGUACUAUAUAGAACCCAAUUUAAAUUUAGUUUCCUUCUUUUACCUUUUUCUGAGUAACUACUUUUCAGCUUACAUGAAAGACCCCUGUAUAAAUAAAUUUAUUAACAUCUCUAGUGAAAAUAAGAAGAAAAUUAUUAAAAGAAUUUCCAACGAAGUCGAUUUGAAUUCUCUGACAAGCAUAUCGAAAAAUCUGAGUUCCUUUGUCAAUGCGAAAGCUCUGGAGGAGUGCUUGUCCACAGGCCCGGAAUACUAUCGAAUUAGGAAAGAAAUAAAAGUUAUUCUACGAAAAAUGCGCAGCGAGCAGACUGACAAGGGGGACCAUCAGUACCAUCGAGACAAGCUAUCACAGGACGAAAGAAAACAACACAUCAGAAUCAUUGAAGAUAGCAGAUUGAGUGCAAACCUUUACGACGUUUCCCUUUCACUUAGAAACCGAUUUCUAAAUAUAAUAAAAAGUACCAAGGUGAAUGAGCUGUACUGUAUUUAUUUCUACGUGAGCAGCUUAGUGUCUUCCACCACCCCAAGUAGCUCGCCCAAAGCGGGGGAGGAGGAGUUUCCCACGCUAAAGGACAAAUCCGAAUGGGUGAGCGAUCGAGGUGGGAUUGGCGGGAUAGGUACCAGUGCUAGCCAUAGCAGCCUCACCAGGGCAGGUAACAUGUCCAAGAAUGGUACAAUGAACAAUGCAAAUAUGAUUGGUAAAAGCAAAGCAACUGGACGAAAUAAUGCUUCUCUAUCAUCCAUGUCAUACAAAAAUAAGGUUGAUAAAAACAAAGAGAUAUUUUCAAACUCCACCAGAUUAAAUCUCGACUUGGAGUUCCCUUCGUUACCAGAAAAGAAGCAAGAAGAGAUAGUUCAGGCACCACAAAAAAGUAGUACUUCGAAGAAGAACAGAACGAAGGAAAACGCCUCAUCCAUUAACAGUGCCAUGGCGACAGGGAAAGCUAUAAACAGUCACAUGCUAACCAACACUUUGAAAAACAAAAAAGAAGCUGAAUCGAACUCCACUGCCCAAAAUAAAAACAGGAAUAGUGGUGGUACGCCAGAUUUUAAUUUUGCAAAUUAUCCCCUACUAGCUGGACUGAAUGUAGAUUCUAACUCAGGCAAAAAAGGGAAAAGCAAAAGUGGGGACACUAGGGAAGGGGCAGAGAAAGACAAGAAGUCGAAGUCCACAUCGAAGGAAAAGAAAAGUACAGCUAAAAGUAAAAGUAAAAGUAAUAAGAGUGAUGAUAUUUUAAAAACCUUUAGUUCUCAUGAAUUUCCAUCCCUGAUUCCCUUAUCAUCCACCGUGGAUAACCAGAAAAAAAAAAGCAACCAAAGCAGUAGUAAUAUUGCCAGUGUAAAUAAUAUGAACAGUAAAACCAAGUCGGAAAAACAAAAGAAAAAAAACGAAAAUAAGAACAUCGAUAAUCAGUUCUAUCAUCCAACGCUCUCUCUCAACAACAUGUCGUACUUAAACGUACCUGAAAGUAACGUCAGCUACACCGUUAAGAAGAAAAAUAAGUUAAAGAGAUGCAAUAUGUGCACGUAUGAAAAUACACCCGAACGGACGAGGUGCGAACUGUGCGAAAGCCCCUUGUGA
Molecule: messenger RNA, 5265 nt
Organism: Plasmodium knowlesi strain H
Lineage: Eukaryota; Apicomplexa; Aconoidasida; Haemosporida; Plasmodiidae
Product: zinc finger protein, putative
Exons: 2
Coding region: 1-5265 (1754 amino acids)
Biological process (GO): rescue of stalled cytosolic ribosome; protein ubiquitination
Molecular function (GO): ubiquitin protein ligase activity; ribosome binding
Source: RefSeq, a predicted model, not a curated record